Onychomys torridus (southern grasshopper mouse) is the source of this 1533-nucleotide messenger RNA. Its product is annotated as paraneoplastic antigen Ma6E-like. Bases 1 to 1533 code for a protein of 510 amino acids. The record is from RefSeq and is a predicted model, not a curated record. The transcript has a single exon. NCBI's taxonomy places the organism in Eukaryota, Metazoa, Chordata, Mammalia, Rodentia, Cricetidae.
AUGGAUGAGGCAGGAGGAAUAGAUGAAGCAAGACUGUCAGAUGAGGGGGCUAUGGAUGAGGAAGAUGAUGUAGUUGAGGCAGGGGCUCCAAGAAUGUCUGAUGAGGAAGGAGCUGGAGGUGACAUGGGGGUUGCAGGUGUUAUAGGAGCUAUGGGUUGGGUAGGAGCUGCAGGUGAAGUAGGAGCUGCAGGAGAAGGAGGCGUUUUAGAGGCAGGAGCAGGUGAUGAGGGGUCUGCGGGUGAUGAGGGGUCUGCAGGUGAUGAGGGGUCUGCGGGUGAUGAGGAGUCUGUGGGUGAUGAAGGGUCUGGGAGUGAUGAGGGGUCUGCGGGUGAUGAAGGAUCUGUGGAUGGUGGAGGGGCUGUGGGUGAAGCAGGAGCUGUAGGUGAGGCAAGAAUGUCAGAUGAGGAGGGAGCUGCAGGUGACAUGGGAGUUGCAGGCAUUAUAGGAGCUGUGGGAUUGGCAGGAGCCGCAGGUGAGGCAGGAGGUUCAGGAGAGGAAGGGGCCUUUGAUGUGGUAGGAGGGGCACAUGGGGCUGGAGUCUGGACCCAGCAGUGGAGCCAAGCCCUGCAGCCCAUCCUGGAAAACAUGGCCUACCAGGAACUGAGACACUUCUCUGGGAUGGAAGAGCCCGGCUGUGGGGGUCAGUCUUUCGAGAGCUGGCUGGACCAUGCCAAUGACAUGCUAUACCUGUGGCGCCACAUAUCCGAGAGGGAGAGGCGGCGGCGGCUGGUGGAGAGCUUGGGGGGCCCUGCCCUGGAUCUCCUGUGUGAGCUUCUGGAAGAGCAUCCAGACACCCCUGCACAGGACUGCCUGGCUGCACUGGUGCAGGUGUUUGGCAACAAGGAUGCCGCGAUGACCGCUCGGCUGAAGUUCCUGACUUGCUCCCAGCGGCCUCAGGAGACCCUCUUUGCCUAUGUGAUGCGCCUGGAAGGUCUGCUGCAGAUGGCCCUGGAGAAGGGGGCCAUCCAGCCUGCAAUGGUGGAUCAGGCGAGGGUACGGCAGGUGCUGAUGCGGGCCCGGCCCAACCAGAUGCUGCAGAACAACCUGAGAAGGAUGCGGCUGGAGAGGCGGCCACCUGGCUUUGUGGGGCUGCUCAGGCUUGUCCGAGAGACUGAGGCGUGGGAGGCAGCUCUGGCUGAAAAUGCGGUGGUCCCAGUGGGGGAAGGGGUGGAAGUGCAUGGUGGAGAGCUGGAUGUGGCCCAGGCUGCCCUUGUCAGUGUUGGGGGUGCUGAGCCUGCCCCCGCUGUUGGAGAGGCUCUACCAGCUGGUGAAGAUGCUGGCCAGGCUGCUGCUGCUGUUCUUGAGCAGGCUGCUGAGCCUGCUCCUGAUAGUGAUGGUGCCAUAAAGGCAGGCCCUGACCCUGAUGAGGCCAAGGUCUUCCCAGUCACCCAGAGAGAUGAAAAUGCAUCGGCCCCUGCUGGCUCAGGCCAGGCAAGGCCCACUAUGGCUCCUUCAGUCCUCGCUCCAGCCAAAGCUCUGCUCAGUCCUCUCCUGCCCUGUGCCAUAAUCUCCAGGUCUGCUUUCUUGAUAUAA